Messenger RNA from Acanthamoeba castellanii str. Neff, 192 nucleotides. RefSeq lists its product as uncharacterized. NCBI's taxonomy places the organism in Eukaryota, Discosea, Longamoebia, Acanthamoebidae. The transcript has a single exon. The record is from RefSeq and is a predicted model, not a curated record. The annotation marks the transcript as partial.
GAUGCAGCAGGCGCCACUGUGUCGCAGGAAUUCACGGUGAGCACGGUGCCGGCACUGGGCUCGUUGGAGGGCCGGCCUGUGCGGGCGGAAUGGGUGCUCGACGUGCAACAACGAGCGGGCUCGACGGGGACGGGUUUCGUGCGCGACUGGUGGCUCGACUUUGCCUCUGACAACUGCCUCCAUUUCCAAGGU